UUCCUCAGUCAAAAGCGGAAGUGGGGCAACAAAAAAACGCAAGACACCAUACUUGGAUAUGUUACACUUUUUAAAUGUUUCUAGAGCUAGCAACCAGACAUCUGGCAAUAUUAGCGCCGAGACGUCUAGCGACAGUAGCGCUAUUUUAGAUGAUAAUGAUUCUACUGACUCGGUAGUUAAUGUCAGUAGCCCAAAAAAGAUGACUGUGUUUCAAGAAGCACUAAUUAACUCGAUGGAAAAAAAAAAGAGAAAACGAUCCAGAUAUGAACUUUCUACUAAAUAUUUUACCGGAAAUGAAGACAAUGUCCCCAACACAGAAUUUUGAAUUUCGGUUCGAAGUGAUGAAAAUUUUUAAAAAUAUAAAAUAUAGUGUACAUAAUAAUUAUGACGGUGGUAUGAUGCAAACUGGAUGUCCGAAUGCCUACCAGUACCCACAUCAGUAUGGCUAUGCGAGUGGAAGCAGCAGUACACCAAAUGUGCAAAACUACCCUCGAAACAGUCCAUCACAUAGCUCUACAGGUUCUUCAGCGGAAGUAGAAGACAUAGAAGCAAUAUUGCGAGGCGAUUCAAACCACAUUGAAGAUGACGAAUGACUGGUUACCAACUUAAUGUUACCAUAUUUGUUCCUAAUUCAAUUUAAUAAAACAGUAAUUUUGAAAAGUGAUUGUUAAAUUAAAAACUAAGUAUAAAUGCGAAAGUGACUUUGUAUUUAAAUAAAAAUAACAAUUUUUUUAAAAUCCUAAAGCGUUAAUUAUUUACUUACCUCAAAGUUAUAGUAAGCCGUUCUUCGGGACAUAAUGUAUCUCUUGUGAUAUUAUUUUUAGCUAUGUACUGGGUUAUAGAGUUCAACAAUUCAUCAAAUGUAUGACAAGUCAUAUUGAAAUAGUCGUAAAAUUUUUCUGGAUGUUUCCUUAGUUCUGGGUAAAGAGUGUGAAAUUGUCCAAUGCUCAACCUUUUCUUGUAUAAUGGGUGAACCCAGUGCUUCCUUUUAUCCUCUUUCAGCGCUUCUAAGAUACCAAUUACUUCAAAAAUAUUCAUCGUGACCAACACAACCACUCCAUUCGUACAACAAAAGUAAAGUGAUAAUUCAGUCGGUCGGCUAAAUAAGGCUAUAACUCUUAACAGUUUGCUUGCGACGCACGAAAAUUGAUUUGAGUCUGCAGCUAACUCAAAUUUCAGUUCGCUGCUGCGGCUCACUCAGUCGGCCGCUGACAGUUUGCUUACUGGGGACACAGCCUAAGUGUUGCGUGCUAUUGGCGUGGUUUGCGAUCGUCCAAAAUGUCAAUAGCGUGGAGCAAUGAAGAAACUUUCAAGUUUAUUGAUUUAUAUCAAUCUGAGCCCGCAAUUUGGGACCCAAGUAAUGCACUGCACAAGGAUAAGAACAAGGUGAAUGAUGCAUGGAAUCGCAUUGCAGACUCCCUGCAAAUUCCUGUUUCGGAACUUAAAAAAAAGAAAGAGACAUUGAUGUCAGCAUUUCGGAUGCAUUUCAAGAAAAAACAAGAUUCGGUCCGAUCUGGUAUGGGAGAAGAAGAAAUUUAUAAGCCAAUUUGGAUUUUUUAUGAUGCUAUGGAGGCAUUUUUAAAAGGCAAAUACACAGUAAAAAGUAUAAUUGCGACAGAUGAGCAUAGGGCAGUCAUUGGAGGACAGACAGAAGAAGAAACGGAAACUCCAAGUGAUGCUAGAAGCAACACAGAACCAAAGGACAUGAAUAUAAAGAUACCUGUACAGAGGAGACGUUCAGUUAAGCCACCUGAGUUAGAAAAAGUAGAUAAGGAAAUGUCAAAGGCUUUUAAUACGUUAAACCAGGCUAUUCUCAAUCAAGACCAACAAAAUAAAAAACAGGACGACUGCGACUUGUAUGGGAGGCUUCUUGCUAACAAACUCAGAAAAUAUUCAGAUAAUGAGAGACAAGAAAUAAUGUACGAAAUUGAUGGAAGUCUAUUAAAACGGCGUCGCAAUUGUAGUCCUCAGUACGUGUCUUCACCUUCUCAAAUCAUUAUAAGUAAACGUCCGUCUUCUUCAGCCACCAGCUAUUCUUGUCCAUCACCGUCGCCAUCUUGGAUCAAUCGCCCCUCAUCAUCGUCUUCAAAUCAUUAUAUAAUUACUUCUCCUAUACAAAGCCCAUCACCUAUUCCACCUGCGCAAACUCCGUCCCCUCUUCCGCCUACUGAACUCCCUAAUGCCUCAUACACACAAGAUGUACUUUAUCAAUCCCCCAACAGAAUCCAUACACCUGUCCCUUUGAUCCAUAUACCUGAGGGAUCCAUGCAAAUUAACGGAUUGUAUUCUCAGACACAAAGUCAGUCUCAAAAUAUUUUGGCUGAUGCUUAUGCAAAAGCUUUGAAUGACGAUUGUUAAAAUAACCAAUUAAAAAAAUGUAAUGGGGUAAUAAUUAUUGAUAAAAAAAAUUAAAGUACAAAACAAAAAUAAAGUAAGUACAAAUGUUUUACUAACUCACCUUAAUCCUGUCCUUUAGCACUUGGUUCAGAGCCAAACAUACUUCUGGAAUAAUUCUAGAUAUGAGUGUACUUGAUAUUUUAAAAUGGUAGUGCAGGCUCCUCAAUCAAGAAAUCACAAUGUCAAUGCCAAUCUUAUUUUUGGAGGUAUUGCU
Molecule: messenger RNA, 2611 nt
Organism: Pectinophora gossypiella (pink bollworm)
Lineage: Eukaryota; Metazoa; Arthropoda; Insecta; Lepidoptera; Gelechiidae
Exons: 3
Coding region: 1279-2358 (359 amino acids)
Source: RefSeq, a predicted model, not a curated record